CUUUUGGUAACAGCGUGGUCAGUUUGCAGUUGAGCCGAGAAGGGCUGGAGUGUGUGUGACUGUGUGUGUGUGUGUGACUGUGUGUGUUAGUAAGACUUGUUUUUAUAAGACUGUGGUGUGGUUUCCAAGUUUUUAGGGCAUGUAAUGUGUUCUUGGUGUUUGCAAAGUGUGUGUCUGUGUGAGUGUGUGAGUGUGUGAGUGUGUGUGUGUUUGUGUGUGUGAGUGUGUCAGUGUGAGUGUGUGGCUGUAAGAAAAAGGCACCACAACAGGUGGUUUGUGUGUGUUUUUGUGUGUAAACACUGAGGAUGUCGAAUUCCACCAGUAACUUCUACGCCCUAUCGCAGUCCUUCAGCAUCUCUGAUAUUAUUGUCAUAGCAACCUACUUUCUUCUCAACCUCGCAGUCGGCAUCUGGUCGUCAUGCAGGGUGAGCAGGAAUACUCUGAGUGGAUACUUCUUGGCCGGACGGGACAUGGCCUGGUGGCCGAUCGGAGCGUCUCUGUUCGCCAGCUCCGAGGGCUCAGGUCUGUUCAUCGGUCUUGCUGGCACUGGAGCUGCCGGAGGCAUCGCUGUGACUGGCUUUGAAUGGAAUGCCACCUACGUGCUGUUGGCUCUGGCCUGGGUUUUUGUGCCUGUCUACAUCUCCUCAGGGAUUGUGACGAUGCCCGAGUAUCUGGGUCGCCGUUUUGGAGGAGAGAGGAUCAGGACCUACCUGGCUGUCCUGUCGCUGCUGCUCUCCAUCUUCACUAAGAUAUCAACCGACCUGUACUCCGGAGCCCUGUUUGUGCAGGUGUGUCUGGGCUGGAACCUCUAUCUGUCCACUGUCCUCAUGCUGGUGGUCACCGCCCUCUACACGAUUGCGGGUGGUCUGGCCGCCGUCAUCUACACUGACACGCUUCAGACAUUCAUCAUGAUUAUAGGAGCGAUCAUCCUGACAAUCACUGCCUUCAACAAGAUCGGCGGGUACGGCAACCUGGAGCACGUGUACAGAAUGGCGGUGCCCAGCAAGAUCAUCCCCAACAGCACCUGCCACCUGCCGCGCGAGGACGCCAUGCACCUGUUCAGGAACGCCGUCACCGGAGACCUGCCCUGGCCCGGCAUGACGCUGGGCCUCACCAUACUGGCGACCUGGUACUGGUGCACCGACCAGGUUAUCGUACAGCGGUCCCUGUCCGCCAAGAACAUCAGCCACGUGAAAGGGGCGUCGAUCCUGGCUGCCUAUCUGAAAAUGCUGCCCUUCAUCUUCAUCAUCCUCCCUGGCAUGAUCAGCCGUGCUCUCUAUCCAGACACUGUGGGAUGUGUGGAUCCUGAAGAGUGUGUGCGAGUGUGCGGAGCCGAGGUGGGAUGCUCCAACAUCGCCUUUCCCAAACUGGUCAUUGAACUCAUGCCAAGUGGAUUGCGGGGGCUCAUGAUCGCAGUGAUGAUGGCCGCUCUGAUGUCGUCGCUCACCUCUAUCUUCAACAGCAGCUCCACACUCUUCACCAUGGACAUCUGGAAGAAACAUCGCCCCCGGGCCUCAGAGAAGGAGCUCCUGUUGGUCGGCAGGAUUGUGACUGUGAUCUUGGUGGUGGUGAGUGUGGUGUGGAUCCCCAUCCUACAGUCCGCCAACAGUGGCCAACUAUACGUUUACAUCCAGUCCGUGACGAGCUACCUUGCUCCCCCUGUCACCGCAGUAUUCACUCUGGCUAUCUUCUGGAAGAGGACCAAUGAGCAGGGUGCAUUCUGGGGCCUGAUGGUGGGCUUGGUGGUGGGUGUGUGCAGGAUGGUGCUGGAGUUCGCUUUCCCUCCUCCUAGAUGUGGCGUCGUAGAUUCUGCGCCUGCAGUGCUGCGCGAUGUCCACUACCUCCACUUCGCCAUCCUGCUCUGCGGGCUCACCGCUAUCGUGGUUACUAUAGUAACCCUGCUCACGCCGCCGCCCAGCCCAGAACAGGUGCAUAACCUGACCUGGUGGACAAUAACCGAGGAGCCACCACGAGAAAUUCCUCUUCAGAAAGUGUCCUCCGUCAGCCACCGUACCUCCCAGGGCUCAGAGCCAACUCUGCGGUCGGCAUGUGGUCGGGGUGUGGGACUGUGCAUCUCAACAGUGCGGUGUUCAGAGGAGGCGCCUGCUCCCAGAGUUCCCACUCUGAGAGAGAGCGUGUUCUGGUCGAGGUUCUGCUGUGCUAAUGCGCUCCUGCUGAUCAGCAUUAACAUUUUUCUCUAUGCUUACUUUGCCUGAUUUAGAGAAUCACAUUUAACACCCAUGCCAAAAGUCUGCCUUUGCUAAAAAAGCAACUGAUUUCUCCAGAUCCAAGUGGGCGGGGAAACAGAUUUUACCCAAAUACUUAAGAUAAUUCAUAUUUUGUAUUUUACAAAGUGAAGCCUGUAGUUGUAGUUCCAGGUACUGCAAAACAUUCAUAUUUCAAAGUAGAAAAUACUCUGAUCCCGUCAACCAAGGCUGCACAAACCCCUACAUUUACUAUUUUCAUCAUAGCAAACUUUGAGAUUUUAUCUACAUGUGGAUCCACAUUUGCAUCAAAUUACACAUAAUGACUGACAAUAAUCUAUUACACAUUCAAGGAAGUGAAAAUUGUCACUGCAUGCAACCCAAAAUGUCUCACAAUGGUUUUUUCUUAAAAUUGUGAGCAGCUCAGGCUCAGUGUUCAGUGAUGUCUGAUACAAAUCACUUUAACUACUGUGUUUUUACCGAUGUUAUGUUUUAAUAUACUAUUACCCACUAUAGCACAUUGGUUUGUUCAUAAAACCUUUCACACUUGUCUUAACCCACACAUGACUGUGAAGCUUGUGGCUUGUAACAAGCUAACAUAAAUGUGCGGUUAGUGCUCAACGCACAUCUUGUACUUAAAUCUUUAAAAAAUGAAUAGCAAGAUCAUACAGUUGGAAUACAUCUAUGUGGUUUAGGUUAAAUGUGACUCUAAUAAUACCAUUUCCUUUUGAAUUGAUAUGCUUAUUGGUAAUUAUGUUUAUGUCGAUGAACUUAUGUCUGUCCCAUAAUGUUUUGUGAACCUUUAGUUAUUGUUCAAGUGUUCUUUCAUGCUAUUAAGCCUUUUUUAAUUAAUAUAAAUCAGAAUUUCUCAACCGUUUCUGGUCCCCAAAUAAUCGUGACUCGUGUCUAUUAGCGUUUUCAAUUUGCCAAGUGAAUUUAAAUGUUGUCUAAUCUGCACUUUGUACUUCAGAUGUGUCCAAAUUCUAUUAAAAAGAUAGUUUUACAUUUA
Scophthalmus maximus (turbot) is the source of this 3213-nucleotide messenger RNA. RefSeq names its product solute carrier family 5 member 10 (gene slc5a10). The record is from RefSeq and is a predicted model, not a curated record. The transcript has 15 exons. NCBI's taxonomy places the organism in Eukaryota, Metazoa, Chordata, Actinopteri, Pleuronectiformes, Scophthalmidae. Gene Ontology annotation, biological process: transmembrane transport. Bases 306 to 2216 code for a protein of 636 amino acids. Gene Ontology annotation, cellular component: plasma membrane. Gene Ontology annotation, molecular function: D-glucose:sodium symporter activity.